CGAAGUUCUUGUGUUUCUUAGGUGAGGAAUUCGACAAAGAGGUAUGACAUUUAUUAACUCUUCUUUUUUUUUUUCUUUAAUAAAUAGGUUUCAAAAGAUUGGUCCUAAAAGGAAUUAUCCAAGGAUUUGUUCACCUAUUCUUAUUAGAGCUUUUGCAAAGAAGAUGGCCAACGAAGAGAAAGGAGCUCUUAAAAAUCGCAUUGAAAAUAUGGAAAAUACUUUAAAGGAAUUGAUGGCUUCCUUCCAAUCUCUUCAAGCAACAUUAGUCACAAAGGCACCUUUGACAACUAAUCCUUUGUUUGAAGGAAAUGUUCUUGUGGCAAAGCUCUCUAUUGCCACAUCUACUUUAUCUCUCGGAAAGGAGCCAAUGUCAUCUUGCCUACCAAAUCCAACUAUUGUUGGAGCUUCUAGGAUAAAACCACUUAUUCUAAAUGAUGGUGUUGCUAUAGUUCAAUCUAAUGAAAAUGAUCAAGUGGAGACUCAAAUUGUUAAGUCGAUCACAAAGGAUGAAGACAAGAUGAUAAAAGCAAAGGUGCAAUUGAUGGAGGAAACACUAAAAUUGAUGCAAGGUGUCCAAACCGAUAAAUCGAUGGACAUCUCAUCUUGGUGCUUUUUCCUAAACAUUCAACUGCCACAUAGGUUCAAAUUGUCGGAAUUUGAUAAGUACAAUGGCACUAGUUGUCUUUAUGCUCACUUGAUACUGUAUUGUAGGAAGAUGGCUCCUUAUGCCAAUGACGAGAAGCUAAUGCAUUACUUUCAAGACAAUCUGAUAGGUCCUGCAGAUGCCUGGUUCUCUACUUUAGAUAAAAGUCAGGUCAAGAAUUGACAUGAUUUGACUCACAUUUUCAUGAAGCAAUAUGAAUACAAUACAUCAUUAGCU
This is a messenger RNA of Rubroshorea leprosula, 880 nucleotides long. The record is from the annotation of a GenBank genome assembly. NCBI's taxonomy places the organism in Eukaryota, Viridiplantae, Streptophyta, Magnoliopsida, Malvales, Dipterocarpaceae.